UUCAUUCUUGUUCUUCAUCCUUCAUUUAUACCGUUUUAUAUUUCCACAGAUUUUCUCUCCUCUGUCAACUUUUAGUAUAAAUUAAAAUCACUAAUUAGGGUUCUUCUGUACCCUUUCUAUUUCUAUUUCUAUUUCAUAACCCUCAAAAACCCUAAUUUUUUUUUAUCACACAUUAUAUUAAGAUCUCUAUCAAUUCAAAUCAAAGAGGUAAGCUUUCUCAAAACCCGUUAAACCCAAUAACCAGAAUCAAUUAGAAAAACAAAACCCAGAUAAGGGUUUUAUGGAGCUAGAAUUUUAAGUAAUCCUGAAGGUUUAAAUAUUUAAAUUUUAUUGAGUUUCAAUUGGUAAAAUAGUAAUAAAAUAAUGGAUGAUCUUGAGAAAGCAAUACUAAUAAGUUUUGAUGAAUCGGGUAGUAUAGAUUCAUCACUGAAAUCGCAGGCCGUGUCGUAUUGUCAGCAAGUUAAAGAUAAUCAGUCAAUAUGCAGGAUUUGUGUUGAGAAAUUGUGUUUUUGCAAGCUUGCUCAAGUUCAGUUUUGGUGUUUGCAGACUUUACAUGAUGUAAUUAAGGUCAAGUAUGGUUUGUUAAGCUUGGAAGAGAAGGAUUUCAUUAGAAAAUCAGUGUUUUCUUUGUGUUGCUUUGAUGUCAUUGAUGAUAAUAGCAAUGCUGGUAGGUUUUUAGAAUGCCCUGCUUUUAUAAAGAACAAGCUUGCUCAGGUUUUCGUUACUUUGAUUUAUUUUGAGUACCCAUCAAUUUGGUCUUCGGUGUUUGUUGAUUUUUUUCCGCAUUUGAAUAAAGGAGCUAUAGUUAUUGAUAUGUUUUGUCGGGUUCUGAAUGCGCUUGACGAUGAGUUGAUUAGUUUAGAUUAUCCUAGGACACAGGAGGAGUUGACGGUGGCUGGGCGGGUUAAGGAUGCUAUGCGGGAGCAAUGUAUAAGCCAGAUAGUGAGAGCAUGGUACGACAUUAUAAUUAUGUAUAAGAAUUCUGAUCCGGAGGUUUGUUCUAACAUGUUAGAUUCGAUGAGGAGGUAUAUUUCUUGGAUUGAUAUCGGUUUGAUUGUGAAUGAUGCUUUUAUUCCCUUGUUGUUUGAGUUGAUAUUGGUUGAUGGGGAAUCGGAGCAGCUUCAGGGUUCAGCUGCUGGGUGUGUUUUGGCAGUGGUUUCUAAGAGGAUGGAUCCACAGUCAAAGUUAACAAUAUUGAGGAGCCUUCAGAUUCGUAGGGUCUUUUCCUUGGUAACAGGCGAUUGUGACUCAGAGCUAGUCUCAAAAAUUGCUGCAUUGAUCACUGGGUAUGCUGUAGAGGUUUUAGAUUGCUAUAAACGGGUUGGUCCGGGAGAUGCUAAGGGGGUUUCACUAGAGCUUUUGAAUGAAGUUUUGCCCUCAGUGUUUUAUGUAAUGCAGAAUUGUGAGGUGGACACAACAUUUAGCAUUGUACAGUUCCUUUCAGGUUAUGUUGCAACUAUGAAGAGCCUUUCCUCAUUGAGAGAGCAACAACCACAUUAUUUGGGUCAGAUUUUAGAAGUCAUUUGUACACAAAUUCAAUAUGAUCCAAUGUACCGGGAUAAUCUUAAUAUGUUGGAUAAGAUUGGAAGGGAAGAGGAAGAUAGGAUGGUUGAAUUUAGAAAGGACUUAUUUGUGUUGCUGCGCAGUGUGGGCCGUGUGGCACCUGAGGUUACUCAGGUAUUUAUCAGAAAUUCUUUAGCUAAUGCUGUCGCAUCAUCAUCAGAAAGAAAUGUUGAAGAGGUGGAAGCUGCAGUUUCUCUGUUGUAUGCACUCGGAGAAUCAUUAAAUGAUGAAGCAAUGAGAACUGGAAGUGGAUUGUUGGGUGAAUUAGUGCCAAUGCUCCUUUCGACAAGAUUUCCUUGUCAUUCCAAUAGGUUAGUUGCCUUGGUGUAUUUGGAUACAAUGACUAGAUACAUGAAAUUUGUUCAGGAGAAUACACAAUAUAUCCCCAUGGUUCUUACGGCCUUUCUAGAUGAGAGAGGAAUACACCACCCAAACAUCCAUGUGAGUCGUAGAGCAAGUUAUUUGUUCAUGAGGGUUGUGAAAUUGCUGAAAGCAAAGCUGGUUCCUUUCAUAGAAACAAUUUUGCAGAGCCUCCAAGAUACUGUUGCUCGUUUUACAAGUAUGGAUUAUACCUCACAUGAACUUUCUGGAACUGAAGAUGGCAGCCACAUUUUUGAGGCAAUUGGUUUGUUGAUUGGCAUGGAAGAUAUACCACCAGAGAAACAAGCUGAUUAUCUGUCUUCGUUGCUUACCCCUCUUUGUCGCCAGGUUGAGAAUUCGCUCAUGAAUGCCAAAGUGCUAAAUUCAGACGAGACUCCAGAGAAAAUUUUCAAUAUUCAGCAAAUAAUCAUGGCAAUUAAUGCACUCAGCAAGGGAUUCAGCGAGCGUCUUGUAACUGCCAGUCGUCCUGCAAUAGGCCUCAUGUUUAAGAAGACAUUAGAUAUCCUUCUACAAAUUCUUGUUGUAUUUCCAAAGAUUGAGCCUUUGCGGAAUAAGGUCACAUCCUUCAUUCAUAGGAUGGUGGAUACUUUAGGAGCAUCUGUAUUUCCAUACCUCCCGAAAGCAUUGGAGCAAUUACUUGCUGAAUGUGAGCCAAAAGAAAUGGUUGGUUUUCUGGUACUACUUAAUCAACUUAUUUGCAAAUUCAACACCUCAGUGCAUGACAUUGUGGAGGAAGUUUUCCCAGCCAUUGCUAGCAGGAUUUUUAGUAUUAUACCAAAGGAUGCAUUUCCUUCAGGACCUGGAACCAACACUGAGGAAAUUCGCGAGUUACAAGAACUUCAGAAAACAAUGUACACAUUUCUUCAUGUCAUAGCCACGCAUGAUCUAUCCUCAGUUUUCCUUUCACCCAAAAGCAGGGGCUAUUUUGACUCACUGAUGCAGUUGCUCCUCUAUACAGCCUGCAAUCACAAAGAUAUUACUGUAAGAAAGGCAUGUGUGCAGAUAUUCAUUAGAUUAAUCAAAGAUUGGAGCGUCAAACCCAAUGGCGAAGAAAAGGUGCCCGGUUUCCAGAGCUUUAUGAUUGAUACCUUUGCAACAAACUGCUGUUUAUAUAGUGUGCUUGACAAGUCCUUUGAGUUCCAAGAUGCAAAUACACUGGUUUUGUUUGGAGAAAUCGUACAGGCACAGAAAGUCAUGUAUGAGAAGUUCGGUAAUGAUUUCCUUGUUCAUUUUGUAUCCAAAGGUUUUCCAUCCGCUCGUUGCCCUCAGGAUUUGGCACAGCAAUACUGCCAGAAGUUGCAGGGAAGUGAUUUUAAGGCAUUAAAAUCAUUCUACCAGUCUCUCAUUGAAAAUUUAAGGCUCCAGCAGAAUGGAAAUCUUGUUUUCAGAUAGCACCCCUAAAGACAGAUAAAUUUGAUUUAUUUAUUUUAAAGGGGUAAUCCGGUCCAGUCGAGCAAAGGAUUUCUCAUUGUGAAUAGCAAGUUUUUUGUUUUCUUUUUAUGGACGAAGAGUUGUAUAUUUUCGGCAACAGAGUUCUUAAGCAGCAAUUUUCCUUUCAUCGGUUCUUUGAGAAGCAGAGAGAUUGUGUUUCUUCUUGUUGGUGGGUGUAUUUAAUCAAAUUUCAAGAAUGUAGCUAUUUUUAGGCUACUUGAAGAAAAUGUCUAUAUUUUUUUGUUGCGCCAUAUUUUGGGUUGUAAAAUAAAAAGCUAAAGAAAUUAAAUUGAAAGUUUUGUUUGCCAA
Mercurialis annua (annual mercury) is the source of this 3684-nucleotide messenger RNA. RefSeq names its product exportin-T. Lineage: Eukaryota; Viridiplantae; Streptophyta; Magnoliopsida; Malpighiales; Euphorbiaceae. Gene Ontology annotation, biological process: tRNA re-export from nucleus. Gene Ontology annotation, molecular function: small GTPase binding; tRNA binding. The transcript is spliced from 15 exons. Gene Ontology annotation, cellular component: nuclear pore; cytoplasm; nuclear matrix. Bases 364 to 3336 code for a protein of 990 amino acids. The record is from RefSeq and is a predicted model, not a curated record.